AAUCUGUGAUGUUUAUUAAACAUCCCUACUUCUUAUUUGUUUGUUGUUUGGGUUUUACAGAUUGUUCGCCAGUCUGCAAAUCAUGGAUGAAGCAACUCAACCACCUACAGAGAAUUACCAGCCGAUAUCGGCCAAUCAUCCGGCUCUGACCGGCCCAGGAAAUGCUAGUGGAAAGCAUGAAGAAUUCUCUGUAGAAAAAAUUUUAGAUCGCAGAGUGAAAAACGGAAAGGUCGAAUACUUGUUAAAGUGGAAGGGAUAUUCUAAUGAUGACAAUACUUGGGAGCCAGAAGACAAUCUUGACUGUCCUGAGUUGAUAUCUGCAUAUGAGGAUGCUCGUCAGAAAAAAGAAAAGGAUACAUCAACUGUCACAAUUCAGUUGGAAGUCUUAGAUGAGAGUCUAUCUUCUAGGAAACGUGGUAGGAGGAAAAAGAAAGUUGAAGAAAUUGAAAAGCCUCGCGGUGUUGACAGAGGACUGCAACCAGAGAAGAUUCUUGCUGCACAGCUGUUCAACAGUGCAUUGUACUUCUUAGUGAAAUGGCAAGGUUGUUUAGAUGUAGACGUUGUCCUUGGUCGUGAUAUGAACACACAUUAUCCGGAGUUUGUGAUCCAAUAUUAUGAAAGCUGUGUACCAUUCAAUGUCAGACACAAGGAAGGCAGAAUACCAAGGGAAGCUCCAGAGCUUCCACCAGAAGAAAUACCCGAAACGCCUAUGGACACAUCUGAAUCUACAGAGCCAGUAGCUGAUACGUCAACUGUAGAAUCUACAACAGCAGAUCCUCCGCCCGUAGAAAUGACCCCAGAUGCAACAGAACCAGAGAGCCAGCAAAUAGAAGUGCCAGUUAACUGAUGGACGGUUCACAACGCUAGUAAUUAUAUAUAAGUAAUGAAAAACCAUAUUUUGUAAGAAACGUAUUUCUGUGAGGAUUUGGAGAAUUUUAUUUAACCACUUACGCAAGAAUGGUGUGUAAAAAUCUGAAGUGCGAGUUUUAAAAACAUGAAUAUACGGAUGUUUAAAUCU
Messenger RNA from Diatraea saccharalis (sugarcane borer), 1018 nucleotides. The record is from the annotation of a GenBank genome assembly. Lineage: Eukaryota; Metazoa; Arthropoda; Insecta; Lepidoptera; Crambidae.